Molecule: messenger RNA, 472 nt
Organism: Colletotrichum acutatum
Lineage: Eukaryota; Fungi; Ascomycota; Sordariomycetes; Glomerellales; Glomerellaceae
Exons: 1
Coding region: 202-441 (79 amino acids)
Source: RefSeq, a predicted model, not a curated record
ACGAUACCUUCUUGAAGGCGGUUCACCGAUAUCCUGUGCAAUUAACCUCGGAAAUGUCAGGCACCUUGGUGAUGGACUACUUUUGUUAUGGCACAUGGUACAGGCUCUGGCUCUGGCUUUUGGGACCAUCUCACGUCUUAUUGCAUUUGAUGACAAACGAAGCAAAGCGCGUCGAGCUGCCGAAUCGUACUUUGCAGAGCAAUGAGGCAGAAAAAAAAAAGGGGAGGGGUCGGGUCUGUCUGCAAGAUGUGUUUCGCUAGACUCGCAGAGGAAUCAUCCGCACCCACAUCUUUAUCACAGAUUUCCGCAGUGAGGUCGACGUCCCCAUACACCAAGGUACGUUAUCCACCACUCUGCUCCCCAUUUCGGAGCUGCAGGAGCCAAGCACCAAGCAAGCAACCAAGAGGCCGAUGGAUGGAUGGAUGGAUGCCUUCAGUGUAAGGUAGCCAUGACCCUUGGCAACUUGGGAAGU